AUGUGGGAAAAGGUUUAGUUCAACAUUUACCGGGAUGCGAAUAGUUGUUUAAUUUUUGAAAAGUUGUUUAAUUUUAGAACAUAGUUGUUUAAUAAUAAUAAAAAAAAAAUAGAAACGUUAAUAAUUAAAUCUAAUUAUGAGUAGAAAAGAUUUAGAAAUAGUAAAAAUAGAAGAAAUAUCAGGAUACAGAUCUAAUUCUAGCGUAAAUGAAUUUCGGGAUGAUAUAUCGUCAUCCGAAGAAAGUAAAGAUGGAGAGUACAGUGUUGGUGGGGACUACAGCUCUAGAGACAGCAUUGGGUCAGCUGUACUACAAGAUGGUGUUGAGUUUGCACCUGGUGACCCCGACAGAGGAAGCUGGUCUGGAAAGUUUGAUUUCCUUAUGUCGUGUGUUGGUUACGCUGUUGGGCUGGGGAAUGUAUGGAGGUUCCCAUACUUGUGUUAUAAAAAUGGAGGAGGUGCCUUUCUCAUCCCAUAUACUUUAAUGUUGAUUGGUGUUGGCCUGCCACUGUUUUUUAUGGAACUAGCCUUUGGUCAGUUUGCUAGUCUCGGACCUAUAACCAUAUGGAGAAUCAAUCCAUUAUUUAAAGGUCUAGGCUACGCCAUGGUUAUAGUAUCUUGGCUCAUCAGUCUCUACUACAAUGUUGUCAUUGCUCAAAUUUUGUUUUACCUGUUUGCGUCUUUUACGGAUGCUCUGCCAUGGACGUCAUGUGGAAACAGCUGGAACACAGACGCCUGCCUGGUUCAUGAUCUCAAUCAAACGUUUAUCAACGAAACGAAAAAUUCUACGGGUGUCAAUUUUAAUUUAACUAGUUUUAAUAGUACUGCUUCAUCACUCCAUAAAGUUUCCAAUACACCUGCUGAAGAGUAUUAUAGAUAUUAUGUGCUGCAACAGUCAGAAAGCAUUGAAGAGCUUGGUUCAAUCAACUGGAAACUGGCUGGCUGCUUAUGUUUUGCGUGGGUGAUUGUUGGGGCUGCUUUAAUUAAAGGUGUUCAGUCUCUGGGCAAGGUUGUGUACUUCACUGCACUUUUCCCGUAUAUCAUGUUGACUGUCUUGCUGGUGAGAGGGUUAACACUAGAUGGCGCUACAGAUGGAAUUAUUUACUACUUAAAACCAGAUUUCCAAAAACUUGCUGAUCCUAGGGUAUGGAAUGAUGCAGCGACUCAGAUUUUCUACUCACUCAGCGCAUGCUCAGGAGGUCUCAUUGCCAUGAGCAGUUUUAACAAAUUCACCAACAACUGUCAUCGUGAUGCCAUAUUAGUUGCUGUCAUCAACUGUUCCACCUCCAUUUUUGCUGGUUUUGUCAUAUUCUCUAUCCUUGGUUUCAUGGCUCAUGAAAAAGGAGUAGAUGUUGCAGAUGUUGCUAAAGGAGGCCCUGGUUUAGUUUUUGAGGUUUACCCGGAAGCUCUGUCUCGUAUGGUAGUUGCGCCCAUGUGGUCAAUUUUUUUCUUUAUCAUGAUGGCCACCCUCGGCUUUGGAUCACAGUUUUCAAUAGUGGAGUGUGUGAUUAGUGCUGCUCUAGAUGAGUUUGUCUGGCUAAAGAAAACAGCUCUUAGGGCUUCAGGGUUUCGAGUGUUCAUGAUAAUACUGGCUCUGUUACUUGGACUACCCCUAGUCUGUAGUGGUGGCAUGCAGCUGCUUACUCUGGUUGACUCCAGUGUGAGUGGUUUCCCUUUGCUGUUUGUUGGUUUGAUUGAAUGUGUUGCCAUCAACUGGGUCUAUGGUUUCAACAACUUCUGGAGUGAUAUUCAAAUGAUGGUUGGUAAAAAGUCUAAAAUUUAUUGGAAGGUGACUUGGUUAGUUGUCUCCCCUAUUGUUCUACUUUUGACGAUACUAGUGAACAUCAUAUUCUACACGGAGCCAAGCUACAAUGGCCAACUCUACCCUGCCUGGGCACAGUCACUUGGUUGGUUGAUCUGUGCCUUCCCUCUUUCGGCCAUUGCUGCUUGGUUCUUGUACUACUACUGCAAAAAUGGGGGAUUGGAGCUGCUGAAAAUGCACAGUAAACCACUACCUCAGUGGGGCCCAGCAUUGGCUGACAACAGAACAGAAAACUACUCCGCCGAGAUCCAGAGCCAGAAAAAUAUUGCCACCUUGCAGAAUUAUCUAGGUAACCACAAUGACCGGAGCCAGGUACACCUGGGGCAGUUUGUCAAGCUGCUGGCAUCCAGUUCAUCCACCAUCAACACAAUCAUGACCCAGUCGACUGAAGCCGGAUCUUUUUUGCAUAGGAGCUCCACAGUCAGUAGCAUGAACCAGGAGAGCUAGUAAAUGAAGUUUUUUGGUACAUUCCUUAUUCACUUCAUUUUUUAAUUUUAUCUUCCAAACCAUUGUUGAGCGGAUAUUAUUUAAACUAAACAUUAUUUUCGGAGCUUUGUUUUAUAAAUUAUAUUUUAGUGGCUCAUACAUUUUAAUAAACUUUUUUUUUUCCUUUCAUAAUUUAUAAAGUACAGCACUUGUUACAAUUGUGCUGUCUUAAUAUUGUAAAAAUAAUAGGAUUUUUAAAGACAGUUUAUAUCUGUAAAACAAGUUAGUAUGUUCUAAGGAUUUAACAUAUUGGAUAAUUGAUAGUUCAAAAGUUAAUAAUACAUUUAUAUAUAGUGUGUGAUAUACACACAAAAAGUGAAGUGUUGAUGGUGUUUUUGUGCAUUACAGUUAAUUGUCCAUACAGUUCAGUAUUAUGAAAAUAAUAAUAUUGUCUAUUAAGUCCUAUCUUAUGAGACCUUUAUAAUUUUAGGAAAAUGUAAUGAGUUUAGAGUAUUAAUUAUAUUUGACAUUUUCAAAAUCGUUGAAAGAUCUUCACUGUUAUCUAAAAACCACUGUUUGAAAUAAAGUAUCUAAGGGAAACUACUUUUAACAUCAGUCAUGCUUUUGUAACUUGCAAUCAAUAAAAUUUUUGGAAAUUUGUUUUCAAAUGUGACAAUUUAUGAUAAAGUGUAAAUGGAAAAAACUUUCAAUACACUUGAGUCUACUCAAAACCUACAAUUAUAAAUUUAUUCUUGGAAUCUUUUUCAAGUUAGUUUCUAAGCUUAAAUUUUUGACAAAGUUUUAUUAUCCUGUUCAUUAACUUCACAUUUUUCUAUAAAGCUCAUUUACAGCUUUAUGCUUUAUUGAAAACUCAUGUAAUGUGCUAACCAUUAAAUUGUUUCAUGUGUCAAAAUUUAAAUCCCAGUAUGUGACUUUGUUAAAUGUAGGCUAUAUGUUAGAUGUUGUCCAUUUCAUUUGUAUUUGACUAGUGGCUAGGUCCCCAUCAUUGUCUCUGCUAAAUGUUGCUUUAACAAGGCUUAUUUUGAAAUGUAUAAAAAAUAAGUGCUUUCAAAAUCCUGCCAAAAAAUUAAUUUAUUUUAUUGCAUUAUACACAUGGCAUUAUAUGUACAUAGUAAUUGUAUGAUAAUCAUAUGAUGAUUCCCGAUUACUAGUCCAUGUUUAGAUAUUAAUAGUUGAAUUUCUGUACUUGUAAAGUUUUGGUUCUUUAAUCUUCAGGAUAUAUUUACAAUGUGUACAAUAAAAUUUAUGGUAGCCUAUUGAAUAGCAGGAUGCCAUUGUUUAUGUCGCAAUUACACAUGAAAACCAAAUUGUUUUUGCUUUUUUUCUAGAUUUUUAUUUAGUAACCGAAAAUAUUAAAAACAUCAAAUACAUCCAAUCUUUAGUAAAGUCCAAAAUAAAACCUGACAGACAAGUCUAUUAGGAAAAAAGAAUGGAUUUAUAAAAAAUAAACAAAUAGGCCUAAAU
Molecule: messenger RNA, 3730 nt
Organism: Physella acuta
Lineage: Eukaryota; Metazoa; Mollusca; Gastropoda; Physidae
Product: sodium- and chloride-dependent glycine transporter 1
Biological process (GO): amino acid import across plasma membrane; sodium ion transmembrane transport; nitrogen compound transport
Cellular component (GO): plasma membrane
Molecular function (GO): amino acid:sodium symporter activity
Source: RefSeq, a predicted model, not a curated record